AUGAACAGACCGGUGGUUCUCCUCGGUGCAGGCGUUCUCGGCCGUCGCAUUGCUACUUUAUUCCUUGCUGGUGGCUUCGAUGUCCACAUCCGCGAUCCCUCUCCGGACUCCCUCGCUGCAGCUGCAGACUACAUUGCCGCCCAUGUCGAGUCGUACUUUCGUCUCACCAAGUCUGCCUCCAUCGGGACUGUCUCUACUUUUACUGAUAUUGAGCCAGCCGUCAAGGAUGCAUGGCUGGUUAUCGAGGCCGUGCCAGAGGACCUGGAUCUGAAGAUUUCCACAUUUGCAGAGUUGAACCAAUUCGCUCCGAAUGAUUGUAUUCUCGCAUCAAAUAGUUCGUCGUUCAAGUCGAGGCUGAUGGUGACGGAGCUGGAUGAAGAGACAAAGAAGCGGGUCUUGAAUAUGCAUUUCACCAUGCCACCGGAGAUUCGUACGGUAGAACUCAUGACGAGUGGCCAGACGGAUGAAGCGCUAUUUGAGAUGCUAUCGGACGUGUUGACCAGGUGUGGCAUGGUUCCUGUGACUGCCAGAAAGGAAUCGACUGGAUUCAUCUUCAAUCGUCUCUGGGCCGCCAUCAAACGAGAGAUUCUGCUCAUCCUAUCCGAAGGAGUCAGCGAGCCGACGGAAAUUGACAUUCUCUGGAAGAACAUGUUUCAAAGCCCGCACAGCCUGCCACCUUGUCGACUGAUGGACCAGAUCGGGUUGGAUACAGUGGCUUUCAUCGAAGAUAAUUAUAUCGACGAACGAGGAUUGGACACGGUCCCCGUUGACUGGCUGCGAUCCCAGUACACCCAAAAGGGUAAACUUGGGCUAAAGAGUGGAGGGGGGCUAUUCAACGAGCCAUUCUCUGGUCAUACUGCCAAUGAUUUGAAAAAGAAUCUGUACAUCCUCGAUGUCGGAUUGGGUGGUAAUGCCUCGACGCCAGUGGGAUCCGGUAGAAUCCUUCGUCUGAACCUGAUGGACAACACUGUUCAUCCCAUCGUGACGGGCCAGAAUCUCCCGGAUGGCAUCGCCAUAUCGCAGUCGACUCGCCGUUUCUUCUGGUCCAACGUGGGUCGCUCGACAGCCACGUACGAUGGCUCCAUCCAUUCCUCCAACCUCGACGGCACUGAUAUCCAAACAGUCCUCCCGACGGGAAGUGUGCACACCCCGAAACAGCUUCUUGUGGAUGAUGACAGCCGUAAGAUCUACUUCUGCGAUCGGGAAGGUAUGAGCAUCCACCGCUGCGGAUUUGAUGGAAGCGACCAUGAAAUCCUUCUCUCACGCGGAAAUCCCCGGGUUGACAAGAAAGAUAUGACGCAGUGGUGUGUCGGGGUCGCUAUUGAUACUGUUCGGGGCCAUAUGUACUGGACUCAGAAGGGACCGAGUAAAGGUGGCCAGGGACGGAUCUUCCGAGCAGGACUGAAUAUCCCCGCUUCACAAACUGGGGAGAACCGAUCUGACAUUGAACUGCUACUAGAGGGUCUUCCAGAACCGAUCGAUUUGGAUCUCGAUGAGAGCAGAGAGGUUCUGUACUGGACAGAUCGAGGAGAACAUCCGAAAGGAUGCUCAUUGAAUCGGCUGAACCUGACGGACAGAAAGAUGGAGACUGUGGCAAGACAGUUUCACGAACCGAUUGGGCUGAAGGUGGAUGGCGAAGAUGUCUAUGUCGCUGAUCUGGGUGGGUGUAUCUAUCGAGUGAGUUUGAAGGGAGAGAAGACCGUGGUGCAUUGCGAUGAUGGAAGCUAUACGGGGAUAUGUAUGGGUUAG
Messenger RNA from Aspergillus wentii DTO 134E9, 1749 nucleotides. RefSeq lists its product as uncharacterized. The transcript has 2 exons. Gene Ontology annotation, molecular function: NAD+ binding; oxidoreductase activity, acting on the CH-OH group of donors, NAD or NADP as acceptor. The coding region runs from base 1 to 1749 and encodes 582 amino acids. The record is from RefSeq and is a predicted model, not a curated record. Lineage: Eukaryota; Fungi; Ascomycota; Eurotiomycetes; Eurotiales; Aspergillaceae. Gene Ontology annotation, biological process: fatty acid metabolic process.